UCGAGGGAGGGUGCGCCGAGUCCCCGAGGCGCUGAGAGGAGGAGCCCACCCCACCCGCCGUGGGGUCGGGAGGCGGCGAAGUCGGGGCUCUUCUCUACCCUCCGGCUGUCGGAGCGCCCGCCUCCGCGACGAUCCGGCUGAGCUGUGAUUCGGUCCUCCAGUCCCUAGAGGGCGCCGCGUCCCCAGCGGCCUUACGGUCCCCUCCAGCCGCCAGAAGGUGGCGCCCUCGGAGGCCGGGCGGCCUCGCGGAACCUGUCGUCGAGGCUGUGGCUGGACUACUAUAGAGGCAACACUUCCUGGGACCUGGGGCCCAGCCGAGCACGCCCUUCUGCCUCGUGCUCCCGGUUUGCCUGCCCUUGGAGUCUUGCCCCACCAUUUUCAAACCAGUUCCUGGAUGCGCUGAAGUCUCCUUUCACACCAGGGCCCAACCCCACACCCACUUGUCCAGAGCGGCCCACUCGUACCAGAGAGUGAUGGAGGGGCCUCUUGAGGGUGGGGAUGCGUCCCCAGACUCCCAAGGCCUUGCCGCAGACGGGAGGAGGUUUGCUGUGUGCAGUUUCAGGAACACCCAGAAGGAGGAACCUGCUCACCAGAUACAGGCUGUGGACCCCAGACCUUCGAGACCAGCAGUAGGGGCAACCCAAGGCAGAGGACUACAGGGAGGAGGUUCCUUGUCCAAAGAGCCUAAAUCACGUCCAGAACAAAGGGCUGCAGAUGGGUCAGGGGACUGCCAGGGGAGCAUAUUAGGAGGCCCCCCAGUCCAGUCAGAGGAGCCAGCCUUCCCCGGAGUGGAAGACCUCUUGUAUCCUAUGUCCUCUCACCUCAGCCUGACACAGGAUGAGCAUGACUAUCAAGGGGGAGGCUUGGUAGGGGACCCAGGUCCAGGCAAAGAACUGCCAGCUGGCUUUAGCCCUUUAUCAGAGAUGUCACCAAAGCUACUGGAGGCAGACCCUGGUGGAUCCAGCCUCCCUAAGCCUGCUGACUGCCUCCUGGCCCAAGACCUCACCUGGGAGCUACUGGCCAGUGGCAUGGCUGCCCUACCAGGGACACGUGAUGCAGAAGGCCGAGCAGUGCUGCUUCUGUGUGCCCACAGCCCAGCUUGGCUUCAUCCCAAGUGCAAUAGCCAUGAACUUCUGAGUCUCUUGUUCUACCUGCGAGGCAUCCUCAGGUCCGAAGUGCAGGCCCUGGGACUGACCAUACUAGUUGAUGCCCGAAUUUGUUCCCCGAGCUCUUCUCUCCUCUGGGGCCUCAGCCAGCUACAACAAGCAGCCCCAGGAUCUGUGCACCAAGUGCUGCUGGUUGGCAAGAUGCCAGAGGAAAUGCCUACGGGGCUUCAGUUCAAUCAGCUGCCCUCUCACCAGAGCCUGCUGGCCUGCAUUCCUGACGUGGGGUUGCCUACUUCACUAGGAGGAUGCCUGCCUUACAGCCACCAAGCCUGGCUGGAUUUCCGGAUGCGUCUAGAGACCCUGCAGCAGAAUUGCCAGGAGACGUGUGCCCUGCUCCAGGGGGUCAUUGACAGUAUGCGGGCCGUGCAGCAGCCCGUGGAGUCUGGAGACGCUGGCCAGCUGCUACGGCAGGCACAGUCCCUCAUGCGGCAGGUGCUGGAGUCACCACAGCUGUCAUGGUUGCAAAACCAGGGAAGCCUGGAGCUGGCACGGCUGAAGCAGGGGAUGCCAGAGGUGACCCUGAGCCCCGAUCACAGGUCUGCAGUAGACAAGGCUGAUGAGCUGUAUGGUCAAGUGGAUGGACUGCUGCAUCAGCUAACUCUGCAGAGCAACCAGCGAAUACAGGCCCUAGAGCUCCUCCAAACACUGGAAGCCCAGGAGGGCAGGCUGCAUCAGAUUGAAGUGUGGCUCCAGGAGGUGGGCUGGCCAGGACUGGAGGAACCAGGGGAGCCCUCGCUGGACAUGUUGCUCCAGGCCCAAGGCCCUUUUCAAGAGCUAGACAAAGCUGCCCAGGAACAGGUCAAGCAAGGAGAGAAGUUACUGCAGCCACUGGUUGGCUGGGAAGCUGCUGAACUGGGGCCCCCUGGAAAGCGCUUUCUGACCCUGAGAUCCCAGCUGACAGAAUUUUCCAGAGCUUUGGCCCAGCGGCGCCAGCGGUUGGCAGAUGCUGAGAAGCUGUUUCAGUUCUUCAAGCAGGCCACGACAUGGACUGAGGAGGGGCAGCGGGUACUGACAGAGCUGGAGCAGGAGCACCCAGGGUUUGUGCUGCAGCGGCUGCAGGUGCACUGGACCAGACAUCCUGACUUGCCCCCUGCCCACUUCCGGAAAAUGUGGGCUCUUGCCACAAGCCUAGGCUCAGAAGGCAUCCGCCAGGAAUGUCGAUGGGCCUGGGCCCAGUGCCAGGACACCUGGCUGGCUCUGGAUCAGAAGCUUGAGGCUGCACUGAAGCCACCAUCAACAAACAGCACAGCUACGUUGUGUGUCAGGCGGGCUCCUGCUGUACCCACCAUUCCUCCACUGAGGAAGGCCUACAGCUUUGAUCGGAAUCUGGGGCAUGCCCAUCAUGGCCACUAUGCAGCAGUUGUUACUGACUCCCACAGACCUGAGGCUGGAGAAGGUGUCUGGCCCAGGUCAUCCCCUUCUGUGCCUCUAUCAGGCAGCUCUGACUUCAGGAACCCCAACAGGCUGCAGCUAGUAUUGGCAGAGAUGGUGGCUACAGAGCGUGAGUAUGUCCGGGCCCUUGACUACACCAUGCAGAACUACUUCCCUGAGCUAGAUCGACCUGAUGUGCCCCAGGGCCUCCGUGGCCAGCGUGCCCACCUCUUUGGCAACCUUGAAAAGCUUCGGGAUUUCCACUAUCAUUUCUUCCUUCGUGAGCUAGAGGCUUGUACCCAGCACCCACCUCGAGUGGCUUAUGCUUUCCUGCGUCAUAGGGUGCAGUUUGGGAUGUAUGCACUCUACAGCAAGAAUAAACCUCGUUCUGAUGCCUUGAUGAGCAGCUAUGGUCACACCUUCUUCAAGGUAGGAGCCUGCAACUAUAGGAGCAGCAGGGGAUGGGGGCAUACCCCAAAACCAUUUUGUGAUCUCCCACUUAUGUGGCAGGAGAAGCAGCAAGCACUGGGAGAUCACCUGGAUUUGGCUUCCUACCUACUAAAGCCAAUCCAGCGCAUGAGCAAAUAUGCCUUACUACUGCAGGAGCUGGCAAGGGCCUGUGGGGGCCCAGCACAAGAGCUGGGUGCUCUUCAGGCAGCCCAGAGUCUUGUGCACUUCCAGCUGAGACAUGGCAAUGACCUGCUAGCCAUGGAUGCCAUCCAGGGCUGUGAUGUUAACCUCAAGGAACAGGGCCAGUUGGUACGACAGGAUGAGUUCACAGUGCGGGCUGGGCGCCACAAGUCCUGUCGCCGUGUUUUCCUCUUUGAGGAGCUGCUGCUCUUCAGCAAGCCUCGGCGUGGGCCUGCAGGUGUUGACAUAUUUACCUACAAGCGUUCCUUCAAAAUGGCGGACCUUGGCCUCACUGAAUGCUGUGGGGAAAGCAAACUGCGCUUUGAGAUCUGGUUCCGUCGUCGCAAGGCCAGGGACCUGUUUGUACUGCAGGCCUCCAAUGUGGCCACCAAACAAGCCUGGACAGCUGAUAUCUCCCGCCUGCUCUGGAGGCAGGCUAUCCACAACAAGGAAAUGCGCAUGGCUGAGAUGGCAUCCAUGGGUGUGGGGAACAAGGCCUUCUGGGACAUUGCCCCCAGUGAGGAAGCUAUCAAUGACCGUAACAUCAACUAUGUCCUAAAGAGACGAGAUGUUCGCUCUAGGGCCUCCAUUGCUGUGGCCCCAUUUGAUUCUGACAACCCCUAUCUGGGUGCCUUGGGCUCCCUUCCUGGAGACCGUGCCUCUUGCUCUGUUCUGGGGUCUCUCAAUCUGCACCUGUACAGAGAUCCAGCUCUUCUGGGUGUUCACUGCUCCCUGUAUCCACCCAACUUCCCAGAGGAAGCAGCACUGGAAGCGGAAGCAGAGUUGGGCAGCCAGCCCUCUUUAACUCCUGAAGACUCAGAGGUCUCAUCCCAGUGCCCAUCAGCUAGUGGCUCUAGCAGUUCUGACAGCAGCUGUGUGUCAGGGCAGACCCUGGGCAGAGGCCUUGAGGACUUGUCCUAUGUUUGAGUCCGGCUUGAAGAUGGAACAGUAGAUACAGCAGUCAGAAACUCCAAGGAAUACCACACCUCUAUAUCUACUACAACCAGUGAAUGGCUGGCUCCAGGGCCACUGUGUUCCCACCCCUCAUAUCCAGUAGGAAUAGCCUUCUUGAUUAUCCUUUCUGAUGUCUGUAGUCACCAACUGACUGGCCUAGGGCCUUUCCAAGGGCAUCUGGCUGCAAAGCCUAGAUAAGCACCUUGAUCCCAAGCUCCUGGGAUCCUUCUCCUAUCCCCUCCCUACCACCCUAGUUGUAAGUUCCAUAGGAUGGGCAGAAGUUGAGUAUUUCCAAACUCUAGGCUGGUAUCAUGAGGGACACAAGUGGGUUCCCAGCAGCUGCUCCUCAGCCCUUGCACUUAAUGCUGAUCUCUCCAAACAAACACAGGGGCUAGCCUGCCCCAUAUAUAGGUCCCUUAUUCUUGAAUUUGUUGGCUUCCCAUCUCUAGCUUCUUGUUUUUUUGGGCCAUCUUGGUCAUUUUGACUUGAUGCUUUUUGAACAGCUUUCAAUUAGACUUAUCUACUGGUUUCAUUGGUUAUUGAUGCUCAGUCUUCUCAGAGAAGGAGUCCAAGCAUUUGUCUUGUGGUUUACUCUUUUAUUUGUUUAUAAUAAAAAUAGAGUGAUUUGUA
This is a messenger RNA of Peromyscus eremicus (cactus mouse), 4751 nucleotides long. It is a transcript of the gene Plekhg4, whose product is annotated as pleckstrin homology and RhoGEF domain containing G4. The record is from RefSeq and is a predicted model, not a curated record. NCBI's taxonomy places the organism in Eukaryota, Metazoa, Chordata, Mammalia, Rodentia, Cricetidae. Gene Ontology annotation, molecular function: guanyl-nucleotide exchange factor activity. The transcript is spliced from 21 exons. Bases 474 to 4094 code for a protein of 1206 amino acids.